AUGGUUAAUGAACAAAGCGGCGUUCUUUCGGGAGAUAAUCCCUUGCGUGUUAACGUAUCUGAACCUCUAACACUCGCUAUUAUACAGGCAAAGUGUCCCAAAUUUGCUUACGGGAUAAAUCGAACUCAUCCGGCAGAUCCC
Racocetra persica is the source of this 141-nucleotide messenger RNA. The record is from the annotation of a GenBank genome assembly. Lineage: Eukaryota; Fungi; Glomeromycota; Glomeromycetes; Diversisporales; Gigasporaceae.